UAUGUCAGAUCGAGGCGCAUAUUAUCGGACUCAAACGGCCAUUUUAAAUAUCGGUUGGUACGGUGAGCAGUUGGUAAUCUGCGACCAUCGUUGAUAAAGUUGAGAUAUUUUUAAAAGUCUUCGGUCGUAGAAGAGAAGAAAUACUAUCGAACUACGUCUAUAACUGUUUAUUUAAUAUUUUCCGUGGAUUUCUAUUGAUUUGUGGGUGAUUGAAACAAGGGAGCCAUCGACCAAUUUGUGGUGAAAAGAUGGCUUGUGGAGCAACGCUCAAGAGAAGUCAUGAUUUCGACCCAUUGCAUAGUCCUGGUCAAGGAACGCCAAAGCGAAGAAGGUGUAUGCCAAUGACACUGUCACCAUCAACGCCCCCAACAAAGGCACAUCAGCUCAAUCCAUCCCCAUUUGCAGAUGUGACUCCAAAAUACACUUCAGAACAAAUUGCUGCUAGCAUUAGUUUGGAGAUAAAGAAGAUGCAAAGGAGGCGCCAACUACAAUAUCCAGGUUCUACAAGUCCUCCCCAUCCCUCCAUGGACAUGCCCUCUACCUCUGGCAUGGAGAGCCCAACCUCUUCAAACUCCCAGUCAUCUCUCUAUAACACCCUAUCACCAAGCAAAAAAGAUGUACCUCUUUUCACAUUUAGACAAGUUAGUAUGAUAUGUGAGAGAAUGGUCAAAGACAGAGAAGAUCAGAUCAGAGAAGAAUACAACUCAGUCUUGACAAACAAGGUAGCUGAGCAAUACGAGGCAUUUUUGAAAUUCAACCAUGACCAAUUGCGAAGGAGAUUUGGAGAUGCUCCAAUGAGUUAUGUGUCAUAAGAUUGCUUUCUGAGGUAUGGAUGAUUGGCAGAGUUUGUGAAAAUGUGAAGCUUUUUAUGCAUGCUGGAAGACUUUCUUUGAAAAGAAACCUGUUCAUUUUAUAUGUUGAUUUUGAGCCCACAUUAAGCGGCUUGCUUUUAUUACCAAGCAACAGUGGAAUUGCUUGGACAUGAAACUUCUACAACUUUUACAUAUGACACAAUCUAUACAUGAGGGACUUGUUUGUGUUUGUUGAUAUGGUGGCCAGUGAUCAAGCAAGCCCAUGCUGCUCAGCCUUGUGAUUUGACUUAGCCUUGGUGCUAAACUUGUCAAUAGCAACCUUUUCUUUUGAUUGUAUCAUUGUCAUGGGCAUUCGAUGAUAACAUUGUCAUUAGCACUUUGUGCAACAUGUACAUAGAAAAUUGAGACUUAUGUGUUGGUUGCUCGCUCGUCUGUCAGAAGUGAAUGCAGAGUGAUUGAUGCCAACUGUAGUUUCAAAGUCUGUUGUAGGUAGAUUUAAAAAAAAGUGAAUUUUUAUGUUUUCUUCUGUAUUUUAUUUAAUAUUGGUAACUUAUAUAGCAACUUGUGUAAAUACUUCUUAGAGAAAUUUGCUUAAUAAAGAUGGUUUCAACAGUU
Molecule: messenger RNA, 1427 nt
Organism: Haliotis rufescens (red abalone)
Lineage: Eukaryota; Metazoa; Mollusca; Gastropoda; Lepetellida; Haliotidae
Product: akirin-2-like
Exons: 4
Coding region: 249-812 (187 amino acids)
Biological process (GO): positive regulation of innate immune response; positive regulation of transcription by RNA polymerase II
Cellular component (GO): nucleus; chromatin
Molecular function (GO): transcription coregulator activity
Source: RefSeq, a predicted model, not a curated record